UGCCGAGCUGAACACAUCAUCCACUCCGGGUGCGUAGGGAAGAGAGAGAGAGAGAGAGCUCAGUGCAGAUCCUUAGUAUGCCCUCAUUUAUUUAAAAAAGAAAGAAAAAUAAGUUGUGCGUAUUCAAUUGGUUUUGGCGUCGUUUUAUCCGGUUUUAUUUAAUUUCUCCUCGCGUGUGACACUGGUGUAUGUGGUGACUUUAACCUCCUAGACAUAGCCGCUAAAGAGGGUUAACUAAGAAGAGUUUGGCGUUGCGUCUUGGCUCGGUCUGAUGAUGGUUCCUCUGACGCCAGAACUCGUAUUCCGGAGGAGAAGUGGUUAAUGCAUUGACGCUGGGAUCAGAUGGCUGCUCAGCUGCCCGGGACUGAAACACCACUCAGCUCUCACAGCGACUCCAGGACACCGACGAGAGGAUUUUCCAAACUGUGUGGGCUUAAACACGUCUCGUACGCUGCGUUUACGCGCGGACACUGGAUUCUGGAAAUGCCCGUUUCUGCUCAGUAUGAAUAAGAAUGAAUAACUGUGGUAUAGCCGAGCUUUCAUCCUCUUAAGUGCACUUCAGAGCGACAGUGGAGAUGAUUUGUUUGCUGCUGCUCGUCCUGUCCUGCCUCCUGCACGGAGCCGUUUCCCAGCUCCACUACUCGGUUCCAGAGGAGCAGGACCCGGGUUCGGUCGUUGGGAAUAUCGCAGAGGAUUUAGGACUGGACAUUACGAAACUUUCCGCCCGGCGCUUCCAGACGGUGCCAAGUUCCCGGACGCCGUACCUGGAGGUAAACCUGGAGAACGGCGCGCUGCUGGUGAAGGAGAAGAUCGACCGGGAGGAGAUCUGCAAGCAGACCAUUCCGUGCCUAUUGCACCUGGAGGUGUUUUUGGAGAGCCCACUGGAGCUCUUUCGGGUGGAGAUCGAGGUGAUGGAUAUCAACGACAACCCUCCCAGUUUUCCUGAGACGGACAUCAGUGUGGAGAUAUCGGAGAGCGCCAUUCCCGGGACCCGUUUUCCGGUGGAGAACGCGUUUGACCCGGACGUAGGCACCAACGCGCUGAACACCUACGCGAUCACGAACAAUAACUACUUUUACCUGGACGUCCAGACGCAGAGCGACGGGAACAAGUUCGCGGAGCUGGUGCUGGAAAAGCCGCUCGACCGGGAGCAGCAGGCGGUGCACCGGUACGUGCUGACGGCGGUGGACGGCGGGGUGCCGCAGCGCACGGGCACCGCGCUGCUGGUGGUUAAAGUUUUGGAUUCCAACGAUAACGCGCCCACGUUUGACCAGUCUGUGUACACGGUGAGCUUGCGGGAGAACUCUCCUGUGGGCACCCUGGUCAUCCAGCUCAACGCCACGGACGUCGACGAGGGACAGAACGGGGAGAUCGUGUACUCUUUGAGCAGUCACAACGCCCCGCGGAUAAAGGACUUGUUCAGCAUUGACGCGAGAACCGGGAGGAUCGAGGUGUCCGGGGAGGUGGACUACGAGGAGAGCAAUACGCAUCAGAUAUACGUCCAGGCGAAGGACCUGGGGGCCAACGCGGUGCCCGCGCACUGCAAAGUCCUGGUCAAGCUGGUUGACGUGAACGACAACACACCGGAGAUCGGCUUCAGCACCGUGACAGAGUCGGUGAGCGAGCAGGACGCGCCGGGCACCGUGAUCGCCCUCUUCAGCGUCUCCGACCGGGACUCGGCGGAGAACGGCCAGGUGAGCUGCGAGCUCCUGGGAGACGUGCCGUACAAGUUGAAGUCUUCGUUCAAGAACUACUACACCAUCGUGACGGACGGCACGCUGGACCGGGAGAGCCUCGACGCGUACACCAUCACCGUGGUGGCCAAGGACACGGGGCAACCCUCGUUGGCCACCAGCAAGUCCAUCAAAGUGCACGUCUCGGACGAGAACGACAACGCGCCGCGCUUCACCCAGGUGGUGUACGACGUGUACGUGACGGAGAACAACGUGCCGGGCGCCUUCAUCCACGCCGUGAGCGCCCUGGACCCGGACAUAGGGCCCAACGCGCUCAUCACCUACUCCAUAUUGGAGUGCGAAAUCCAGGGCAUGUCCGUGGAAACGUACGUGUCCAUCAACCAGGACACGGGCUAUCUUUACGCACUGCGCUCCUUCGACUACGAGCAGCUGAAGGAGUUCAGCUUCAUGGUGCAGGCCAAGGACUCUGGCGUGGUCGAGCUACUGUCCAACGCCACGGUCAAUGUGAUAAUCGUGGACCAGAACGACAACACGCCCACCGUGAUCGCCCCCGUGGGGAAGAACGGCACUGCGCGGGAGCACCUGCCGCGCUCGGCGGAGCCCGGGUACCUGGUGACGCGCGUUGUGGCCAUGGACUCGGACGACGGCGAGAACGCGCGGCUCUCGUACAGCAUCCAGCGGGGCAAUGAGAUGGGGAUGUUCCGCAUGGACUGGAGGACCGGGGAGCUGAGGACUGCCCGGCGGGUGUCCCCAAAACGGGACCCGCAGGGCUACUACAAUCUGCUGAUCGAGGUGAGGGACCACGGCCAGCCCCCGCUGUCCUCCUCAGCCAGCGUGAGCGUCGUCUUGGUGGACAGCGUGGUGGAAGGCCGCGGCGGGGCAGACCGGGGCUCGGCCUCCAAGUCCAAGGAGACCACGCUGGACCUCACCCUGAUCCUCAUCAUCGCGCUUGGCUCCGUGUCUUUCGUGUUCCUCCUGGCCAUGAUCGUUUUGGCGGUGCGCUGCCAGAAAGACAAGAAGCUCAACAUCUACACGUGCCUGAUGUCGAGUGGAGAGUGCUGCCUGUGCUGCAGCGCCUGCUGUAGUCGCUCCGCGAGAGGACGCAAGCAGAAGAAGUUGAGCAAGUCGGACAUCAUGCUGGUGCAGAGCACCAACGUGACCACGGGCGUGGGGCCCGUGGGCCAGGUGCCCGUGGAGGAGUCUGGGGUGGGAGGGGUGGGCGGGGGCUUCGGGUCCCACCACCACCAGAACCAGAACUCGUACUGCUACCAGGUCUGCCUGACGCCCGAGUCGGCCAAGACGGACCUGAUGUUCCUGAAGCCGUGCAGCCCGUCGCGCAGCACCGACACGGACCACACCAACCCCUGCGGUGCCUUGGUACCGAGUUACGGUGACCAGCAGCCGGACAUCAUCUCUAACGGCAGCAUACUCUCUAGCGAGACUAAACACCAACGAGCAGAGCUCAGUUACCUGGUGGACCGGCCCAGGCGCGUGACCAGCUCGGCCUUCCAGGAGGCCGACAUCGUCAGUUCCAAAGACAGCGGGCACGGCGACAGCGAGCAGGGCGACAGCGACCACGACGCCACCAACCGGGGUCACCCAGCCGGCGCCGACCUGUUCUCCAACUGCACGGAGGAGUGCAAGGCCCUGGGCCACUCGGACCGCUGCUGGAUGCCCUCCUUCGUGGGCUCCGACGCCCGCCAGGGCCCCGACUACCGAAGCAACCUGCACGUGCCCGGCAUGGACGCCACGCUCCCCGACACUGAGGUACCGUCGCGACCCGCCGCCGCCACCGCCCAUCACGCCGAUCACGCCGACCAGCUCCUCAUCGCCGCCACCAACUCCACCUCCUCCAUGGCCGCCGCUACCCACCCCACCAACACCGCCGUCGUGGCGCCCUUGUCCGGCGCCUUGUCCAACGAUAGGUCGUUCUCCACCUUCGGCAAGGACGCCACACAGAGGUCACAGUCACACCACAGCCUUAACCGCCACCUCCAGCCCUCGGCGCCGCCUCAGCAGGGUCCGACGCCGCCGGGGCCGCCGUUCAGCGCCAGCACGCUAGAGAGGAAAGAGUAUGAUAGGGGGACACUGCUGUACAAACCCACCUUCCUCUGUGAGUAUCAGUACGAGAGCUCGCUGGGACCCCACCAGUUCAGUGUGGCCCAGCACCAGUACUAAAAAAAAGAGAGGAACGCAAAGAGAGAGAUUUGAGAUGGAAGGAGGAGGGGGAGGGACUUUUAUUUUGCGCCCCUGAUUCUAAUCUGGACUCGUUUUUUGGAAUUUCUGUUGUUUGUCGGCUGAGGCUUUUUGCUUUGAAUGUUAUAUGUGUUCAUAUGAUUUUGUUUCAUUUGGCUCUGUUUUGUGAAUGUUUAUUUUAAGAAUGUUAUAUUUUUGUUAUUUUUUGUUUUUUACCCCAUAUUUCCCCACGCCGCCAUUUUACCUAACUUGGUCAUGGCUCUUUUCAAUGUCUGAAAUCUUUGUUUCUUAACAAGACAAUGAUAAAUAAAAAAAAAUGAUCCCCAUUUGAAUGGAAAA
Molecule: messenger RNA, 4229 nt
Organism: Gadus morhua (Atlantic cod)
Lineage: Eukaryota; Metazoa; Chordata; Actinopteri; Gadiformes; Gadidae
Gene: pcdh10a
Product: protocadherin 10a
Exons: 4
Coding region: 576-3872 (1098 amino acids)
Biological process (GO): homophilic cell-cell adhesion
Cellular component (GO): plasma membrane
Molecular function (GO): calcium ion binding
Source: RefSeq, a predicted model, not a curated record